GCUGGAGAGUUCCGGGGACUGUGCAUCCCAGGGCAGCUGGAGCCGGAGCUGCUCCUUGAUUACGCUGUGUCAGGGUUGUCUGGGCAACUGUUCACAGCAGGCAUCUUGUCAUCUUUUGCCCUCUGCUGUAUGCGGAAUGUUUUGCUGUGCAGAAGCAAAGAGAAGACUGGGGAAAGCGCCACAGCAGGAAGGAGAAGCUGGGGUCUGAUUGAACAGCAGCGGUAUGCCUGGAUCAGCUGCAGCUCUCCGACAAGAGAGACUGAAGAAGACCCAUGCAAGGACAAUUCCCCUUGGUUUAUUCACCAUUAAUGAGGAAGACGAGCUGCAAAAGAAUGGAAAUUCCAGAAGACCCAGAGCAUCUGAUGGCUGUAAAGUACAAGAGAAGAAAACUGCCCCCAACCGCCCCACUUCUACAGUUUCAGGACAAAAUAGCAACCACUCAGGAAAUAAGCCAGAUCCCCCGCCUGUGCUACGCGUUGAUGACCGGCAGCGUCUGGCCAGGGAACGCCGUGAGGAACGGGAAAAGCAGCUAGCUGCCCGAGAAAUCGUCUGGCUGGAAAGAGAAGAGCGAGCCCGGCAGCACUAUGAAAGGCACCUGGAAGCGCGCAAGAAGAAGCUGGAGGACCAGCGGCUGAAGGAAGAGCGGAGGAGGGCUGCGGUGGAGGAGAAGCGAAGACAGAGGCUGGAGGAGGACAAGGAGCGCCAUGAAGCUGUCGUUCGGAGGACGAUGGAGAGAAGCCAGAAGCCAAAGCAGAGAUAUAACCGGUGGUCGUGGGGAGGCCCUCUCCACGGGAGCCCUAGAGUGCACAGCGCAGAUCCAGACAGGCGGUCAGUUUCCACCAUGAAUCUCUCGAGACAUGCUGAUCCUGUCAUUAGCAAGCGGCUUUCAUCCUCAUCUGCAACUUUGCUAAAUUCUCCAGACAGAGCUCGCCGCCUGCAGCUCAGCCCCUGGGAGAGCAGCGUUGUUAGCAGACUCCUGACGCCCACACAUUCGUUCCUGGCCAGAAGUAAAAGCACGGCCGCCUUGUCUGGAGACACAGUUAUCCCCAUUUGUCCUCGUUCAGCAUCUUGCAGCCCCAUCAUCAUGCCCUUCAAAGCUGCACACUCUAGAAACGCAGUGGAGCGACCAAAACUCUUUGUAACACCGCCUGAGGGCCCUGCACGGAGGAGGACCAUUCACGGAGCAGCGAGCCAUAAAAGAGAGCGAGAAAGAGAAGGCAUUCCUUUCCAUGUUUCCUCUGGCGGCCGAAGGACUCUGUCUCCAUCAAAUCCCAAAGCAAGAUCAUCAGCUUCAGCCCGCCUUUGGCUCCCAUCCAAGUCCAUGCCUCAUUUGCCCGGCACACCACGACCAGCAUCCAACUUGCCUCCUGGCUCAGCCAAAGCUGCUUCCACUCAGGCCCAUCCGUCAUCCCCUGGCAACAUCCGCCCUAUCAAGAAAGAAGUCAAAGUGGAGCCUGAGAAAAAAGACCCUGAGAAGAAAGUUGCCAAUGAGCCCUCAGUGAAGGGUAGAGCACCCCUAGUGAAGGUAGAAGAGGCCACAGUGGAAGAGGGGACACCCGUAGAGCCAACUGACCCUGCUGUUCCAGCCCCAACCCCCGUUCCAACCCGGGCCCCUGCUCCAGCUACGGACCCGGCCCCAGUCCCAGCACCAUCAUCCCCUGUGGCUAUUCCUAAGACUUCUGCAGGCACCACUGACCCAGAAGAGGCUACGAGGCUGCUGGCUGAGAAGAGGAGGCUUGCCAGAGAGCAGCGGGAGAAGGAGGAAAGGGAAAGGAGGGAAAAGGAAGAGCUGGAAAGACAAAAGAGAGAGGAACUGGCCCGAAGGGUGGCUGAAGAGCGAAGCCGCCGGGAAGAAGAGGCCCGCAGGCUGGAAGCGGAGCUCGCGCGAGAGAAAGAGGCGCUGGCGCUGCGCCUGGCCGAGGAGGAGCGGGAGCGGUCGGAGAGGGAGGAGGUGGACCGCCUGCAGAAGCAGAAAGAAGAAGAAGCCCGCGCCAGGGAGGAGGCGGAGAGGGCCCGGCAAGAACGAGAGAAGCAUUUCCAGAGAGAAGAGCAGGAGCGCCUGGAGAGGAAGAAGCGACUUGAAGAGAUCAUGAGAAGAACCAGGAGAACAGACCCGGCGGAUAAGAAAACCACCGAACAAAGAAAUGGUGACAUAGCCAAAGGAGUUCUUCCUGGAGAAACAGAGGUGUCUGCGCUACCAGGUAUGAACUCUCCAGGAAAUAGAGACUCUGCUGACAGCCCACAUGGAGUCGCUUUACAACAAUCAAAAGUGACCACAGAGAGCUCUCCGAUUUUGGAAAAACAGCCAAAUGAAAAUGGAAUGUCUGUACAAAAUGAAAAUUUUGAAGAAAUUAUAAAUUUACCUGUUGGAUCAAAAGCACCCAGAUUAGAUAUCACCAACAACGAGAGCCCCGAAAUUCCUUUGAAACCAAUUUUGGCCUUUAGUGAUGAAGGGACGCUCGGAUCCCUACCUCAGGUAGACGGUGUGCAAACACAACAGACUGCAGAAGUUAUAUGAGCAUUUCCUCUGAAGAACCAAAGCAGGCAUUUUCUACAACUAAUGGAAUUUCAGGCUCCAAAGGAGCACCUCCCUCCAGUUUUCUAAAGAGUUCUUGACCAUCAUUUUGAAAGACUUAUUAAAGCCAGCUAAAGACAACAGGCUGGGUAGCUUUUCUAAUCAUUUUCGCCAAUAGAAAGAAAUGCUCCUCAAUCUUGAUGCCCUGAGAUGACUUUUUCCAGAGUGCUCGCUCCUUCUUAGUAAAUCAAUAUUUUUCUGCAUUCUUUAAAAAAAAAAAAAAGAAAGAAAGAAAAAGAGCAUUUGAAAGAGCAUAUAAAAAGAAAUGGAUGGACAAGGCAUGAUUUUUCACAUGGAUCUUUUCAUUUUUAAACUUUAAUAUAUAUAAAAUUGGCAAAAUAAAAUACCUUUUACAAGGUAAUACUUGAAAAUGAGUACCUCUUUGCUCUCCAAGUAGAGUGAUUUGGGGGGAAGGGGUUGUGUAAACAAACCUGUCUGUUUCAAUGUUACUGCAAAAGCUGUUUGUAGAGGCAGAAGGUGACCCAGGUCACCAGCUCUGGUAAACACAGCCUGCCGUGGGCGUCCCGCAGAGCCACAGUCUCCCUGAGACUCCUUUUACAGAACUGUACUGACAAGUGUGAAAACAUCUUUUCAGAGAAAGGAAAUAGUCUACCGUCCUCUUCAGUGGUGUGUUGAUAAUAAGCGUUUUCUCAGCUAGGUGAAUUAGAGCAAUGUGGCAGCGCCGCGGGUGCCACUGGCAGAGGCAUCCCGUCAGCUGCGGCGACGAAGAUGGCAUGAGCACGCGGGGCUGGCUCUGACGUCUGUAUGUUGCUGCUGUCCCCGGUGACGGUGGGACUUAAUCUCUCUCUGCCUUACGUGAUCACAAAUGAUGUGGGGGAAACAAAUACUUCUUUAGAUCAAAAAAGAAUUUGGUUCUGCUCGUUUCAGAGCAAUGAAAAAAAAUGAUGGAAUGUCCACUGUGCCGGGGGACAAAGGCCUUCGAGGAUGUCCUCGGUCUGUGUGGCAUCCACCGUCAUUCGUCACUCUUGCUGCUGAGCCCAGCUGUACAAACCUGCACUUUCAUUUGCUAAUAUGUAAAUUCAAAUUUAUUUUUCCCACUUAAGAGACAAGUAAUGAGAAAUGGAGAAGAAAAUGCCGAGGGAAACGGUUUUCUGUGGAGUGUUAAUUGGAUAUAAAUUCCUACCACUGAUGUAUCAGUUUUAUACAAAGAGCGAUUGGUUAAUCUACAAGAUUUAAUGAGAGACUUUUCAUCUAUUGGAUUAUUUCUUUUAAAUCCAAGCAUAUAAUCUUUACCAACAGUUUGUAAAUCGUUAAAACAUUAAUUUGUGGGGGUUCCCUAUUGUUUGGUUGUCCAUGUACAUCUAGAUAUUGUAUUAAAAAAUUCUGUUCAACAAA
Molecule: messenger RNA, 3931 nt
Organism: Meriones unguiculatus (Mongolian gerbil)
Lineage: Eukaryota; Metazoa; Chordata; Mammalia; Rodentia; Muridae
Gene: Map7
Product: microtubule associated protein 7
Exons: 19
Coding region: 224-2518 (764 amino acids)
Biological process (GO): microtubule cytoskeleton organization
Cellular component (GO): microtubule cytoskeleton
Source: RefSeq, a predicted model, not a curated record